CCGACUCGCAGGGCCCGUCCCCGGCCUGAACGUGUGCACGCGCCGGCAAGAUGGCCGCUGGGGUGCGCCCGCUUCGGGGCCUCCGCUCCCUGUGUCGCGUGCUGCUCUUUCUCUCGCAGUUCUGCAUUCUGUCAGGCGGUGAGCAAUCGCAGGCGCUGGCUCAGUCAAUAAAGGAUCCGGGCCCAACACGUACAUUCACAGUAGUUCCCAGGGCAGCAGAAAGUACUGAAAUCCCACCUUAUGUGAUGAAGUGUCCAAGCAAUGGUUUGUGUAGCAGACUUCCUGCAGACUGUAUAGACUGCACAACAAAUUUCUCCUGUAUCUAUGGGAAGCCUGUCACUUUUGACUGUACAGUGAAACCAUCUGUUACCUGUGUUGAUCAAGACUUCAAAUCCCAGAAGAACUUCAUCAUUAACAUGACUUGCAGAUUUUGCUGGCAGCUUCCUGAAACAGAUUACGAGUGUUCCAAUUCCACCAGCUGCAUGACGGUGUCCUGUCCCCGGCAGCGCUAUACUGCCAACUGCACUGUGCGGGACCACGUCCACUGCCUGGGUAAGUCAGAGUUCAGGGACGUUUGUCAGCAAAAUGGUUUUCUCUAUGUUUAUUGAAGGGACUUUAACCAGAAAUUUGAGAGUCAAAUUACUUAAUUAGAAACAGGUAUCAGCAGCUUUUUAGAUGUGCCAACCCUCAUUAAUAAACUCAACAUACUAAAAUAAAGCACCCAGAAAAUUGCAUUUGUUAUCUUUUUAAAUGUAAUAUUUCAUAAAAUAAGAAAACUAGGGGAAGUAUAAAGCAUAAUACACUAGUUGACUUUUACCCAAAAUAACAGUGAAACAGCACCAGUACCAUUGCAGCCACGUGAGUGCUUGCCUUCGCCUGGUCGCUCUACCUCCUCUUCCAAGGUAACCAUCCUUUUGAAUUGUUUCUUAUCACUUCACUUCCUUUUAAAAAUUUUCUAUACUUUUAUUGUAUGUAUGUAAUAAAAUACAGUACCAUAUAUUUGAUAAUGCCUGUUUUAGGGCUGUAUAAGAUGACAUCAGGCUGGUGGUCUUCUGGGACUUUCUAAUUUCCUCUCAACAUUAUGGCUCUACAAUUCAUCCAUGUGACUUCUCUUAUUUCUUUUUUUUUUUUUUUACUUCUGUGUAGUAAUCUCUUGUAAGCUUAUAUCACAGUUUUAUCUACUCUCCAAUAUGUUCUGAUUAUGUGCCGUUUUUUGCUCUUGUGACUGUUAAAAUUUCUUUGCCCCUCUCCUGAUUGCACAUGUGCAAGAGCUUCUUUAGCGGGUACUUUCCGGGUGUGUUACUCUUUAAAUGGCUAUAUUAGCUUACAUUCCCAAUAGCGCUACGUAACUAUUCUUGCUGAUCCAUAUUUAAAGUCUUAAAGUUGUCUAGACUUCUUUUAUAUUUUGGGUAUUAUCUGUACUGUCCCUGAAACGCUCUCCCAGAUUUUGACUUUUUUGUUUUUUUAACAUUAUGGUAUAUUUUCAU
Molecule: messenger RNA, 1487 nt
Organism: Sapajus apella (tufted capuchin)
Lineage: Eukaryota; Metazoa; Chordata; Mammalia; Primates; Cebidae
Product: TM2 domain-containing protein 3
Exons: 4
Coding region: 51-608 (185 amino acids)
Source: RefSeq, a predicted model, not a curated record